Messenger RNA from Dibothriocephalus latus, 1089 nucleotides. NCBI's taxonomy places the organism in Eukaryota, Metazoa, Platyhelminthes, Cestoda, Diphyllobothriidea, Diphyllobothriidae. The record is from the annotation of a GenBank genome assembly.
AUGCAACCCACCCCAAUAGAUCAAAGUCCCCCCAGACAAACUCCGCAGGGUGUGAGUGAACUCCGCGGAAGGUUUGAGGAUAAUGGCAUCAAGACCUCACCCUACUAUCAUCCAUCGGGACCGAGACAUCCGCCAUCACCACCAGCAGCAAAGUUAAGGGAUUUGUUUGGACGGGUUCUCUCACCCAAUGGUACACACAUAGACGGGCAGACGUUCUUCGCCGGUAGCAUAAACCUAGAAGACAGUGACGAAAUGUUGGAGGUCGGACGGCCAUCAAACAAAAAAAUGCAAGACGUGGUCAACCAAAUGCAGCGAAAGACGGAGGAACAUGAAAGACGACAUCAUUAUAAAUCUAUCUUCGAACAUGCUCAGCUCUAUCAGGUUUACGAUGCUUUGUUUCAACGCAAGGAGUCGAAGCGGCUGAGACAUCGUUUUCGAGAGUCUAUUCGCAAGCGACUGGCUGCACGCAAAGCUCAAGCUGGAAGGCUGCCACUGGAGGACUCACCAAACGACUUCCGUAUCCUGAGAGAUAUGGAGAAUGAUGAGGAAAGCAGUGAUGACGAAGACAGCAAUGAUGAGCGGACCGGUUUGGACUCACCGCAUACCUCCUUUGGCAAGGGGGACGCCCAGACACCGGCGCCGUCCACCCCGUCGUACAGGGUGACACCACGUGAGAGCAAGAACAGCGUCACUAAGGUGACCCCGACUGCCAAGUACGGGGCGAUGCGUGACGUGGCAAAGAAUUUUGCCGGUAGUGGACCCAGUCGAGCCCGCUUUGAGAUUCUCACCUCGGAGGCUUCUUACUUCAAGAGUCUGACUGUGCUGGUCGAUUUCUUCUACAAAGCUCCCAUUUUUACACCCGGCACGCCAAAUGCCAUAGUGACGGCAGUUGAAAAACAUCAUCUCUUCUCCAAUAUCUUAGACAUUCACGUCACGAGUGAAAAGUACGUCAUUCAUCAUCAUCCUCCAGUCUUUUUCUUUAUGAAAAUCACCGAUUUUCUGCUAGUAAAUACCUCAGUACGGAAAGUAUUUGUUUGGAGUCUUAGAAAUUAUGACGGAACCAAGGUUGUAAUUGUCCUUUCUAGUUAG